Nothoprocta perdicaria is the source of this 1604-nucleotide messenger RNA. It is a transcript of the gene DTNBP1, whose product is annotated as dystrobrevin binding protein 1. Gene Ontology annotation, biological process: anterograde synaptic vesicle transport; regulation of synaptic vesicle exocytosis; platelet dense granule organization. Bases 1 to 1065 code for a protein of 354 amino acids. Lineage: Eukaryota; Metazoa; Chordata; Aves; Tinamiformes; Tinamidae. Gene Ontology annotation, cellular component: cytoplasm; synaptic vesicle membrane; BLOC-1 complex. The transcript is spliced from 11 exons. The record is from RefSeq and is a predicted model, not a curated record.
AUGCUGGAGACGCUGCGGGAGCGGCUGCUGAGCGUGCAGCAGGACCUCACCUCGGGUGCAGGGUUAAAGACUUUGGGUGACAAAUCAAGAGACGCGAAAAAAAGCAGAAAAAGAACUGGUCAUUACUUGCCAGAGUUUUCUGCUGGACUAGAAUUACUGAGCAGAUAUGAAGAUGCUUGGGCUUCCCUUCACAGAGGAGCUAAAGAUUGUGCAAAAGCUGGAGAGCUGGUGGAUAGUGAAGUUGUGAUGCUUUCUGCACACUGGGAGAAGAAAAGGAGUAGUCUGGUGGAACUACAGGAUCAGCUCCAACAAAUACCUGAGUUCCUAGCAGAUCUGGAAUGCCUCACAGCGAGUCUAGCCCAGCUAGAGGCCAGCUUUGAGGAAAUGGAGAAGCAUCUGUUGUGUCUUGAGGACCUAUGUGAACAGUGUGAGUUUGAAAGAUACAAGUGUAUGCAGACAUUACAACUGGAAAACUACAAGAAAACAAAAAGGAAGGAACUUGAGACCUUCAAAGCUGAGCUAGAUGCUGAACAUGCCCAGAAGGUUUUGGAGAUGGAGCACACGCAGCAGAUGAAGCUGAAGGAGCGUCAGAAGUUUUUCGAAGAAGCCUUUCAGCAGGACAUGGAGCAGUACCUUUCUACAGGCUACUUGCAGAUAGCAGAGAGACGAGAACCCAUUGGGAGUAUGUCUUCCAUGGAAGUGAACGUGGACAUGCUGGAGCAGAUGGACCUAAUGGACAUGUCUGACCAGGAAGCACUUGACGUCUUCUUAAACUCGGGAGGCGAGGACAACACCAUGCUCUCUCCCAUGCUGGGGCCAGACUCCAACAGCUACGUGAGCGAGAUAAGUCUGCAGGUUCCAAGCCAGUCGGAACUGCGCCAGAAACUCUCUUCCCUGUCCUCCACCUGCACUGAUUCUGCCAGCCAGGACGCCAGCGAAGGGGAGUCCCCGGUCGUUCAGUCUGAUGAAGAGGAGGUUCAAGUGGACACUGCUCUCGCCGCCGUAGCGACCGAGGGAAAGGGCGCUUCGGACGGCAGCGAUGAAAGUGACUCUCAGGCUCUCUGAGUCUGGCCACCAUAUCCUUUCAGAAUGACUUUGGAAUGAGUGCACAAUGAAUGAAGAGCUUGCCUGUGUAAGAGUUUGCUAAUCAAGCGAGACAGCCACAUCUUUUUACUAGUAAUACAAGAUUUUUACCAGAUUGCCAGUCGUGCAGAGGUUGGCUUUUAAAAAAAAAUUGCCUAAAGCACACACACUUUAACAGUAGUCUCGGGGCUCAGGGGAGUAGUACAACUUUUGUAUAUACUAUGUAUAAAAGAACUAAAGGGGGAAGAUAAGUCUCUUUGACCACUAAUGUUUAAACAAUCGAUUGGAAAUACUUAGCGUUGAUGUGUAGUACUGAACCCAAAUUGUUCCUUGCAUGUUUUCAACAGCUGCAAUUGAAGAUUUAGGCUCCAACCAAAGUGAAAAGUUCUUUUCUACUCUUGACUGUCUGCCUCCUACCUUUGUCUCUAAAUGCAGCAGUGGCCACUCUCUUGCACUUCUCAUUCAGGACCAACUUAGUUAUUGUAGGUGUUAAGGAAAAAUCUUAAAAAAAAAAAAAAAAA